CUCCUUCUCCUCACUCACCUACCGUUCGCCUCCUCUCCUAGCCCCACCACCCGCCGCAUCGCCGUCUCCUCUCCUCGGAGCACGGCGCCGCCCGCAUGGCGUCCCCGACCGCUGCGGCCUCCCCGACCGUUGCGGCCUCCCCGACCCGUGCCCUCGCUGACACCACCGCGCCCUCGCCGGCCUCCCCGCCGCGCCGCCUCGCCUCGGCGCCGCCCGGCGUGGACGCGUCCGCGGUCUCCUCCCCGGUAUCCGCCCACUCCGGGGACCUCUCCGCCUGCGAUGUCUCGAGCCCGUUGCUCGCUAGUAGGAGCGAGGAGUACAGGCUGAUGUUCCGGCUCCCGCCGGACGAGGUCCUUGUGCAAGAUUUUAACUGUGCCCUCCAAGAAAAUAUUCUUCUUCAGGGGCAUAUGUAUUUAUUUCUACACCAUAUAUGCUUCUAUUCUAAUAUUUUCGGAUACGAGACGAAGAAAACUAUACCUUUACAGGAUGUCACUGAUGUUCGUAAAGCAAAAACAGCUGCUAUUUUUCCUAACGCCAUAGAAAUUGUUGCUGGUGCGAAGAGGCAUUUUUUUGGAUCUUUCUUGGUGCGCGAUGAAGCGUAUCGUAUUAUAGUAGAUGGUUGGGAGCAGCAUGUUAGCGAUGCUAGGUUGCUCAUUGAACGUCAGGAUGCAAAGUCAGCAAGUAGCAGUGAUGAAAAUGGUUACGUUUUGUUGGAAGAAGGAAAAGAAUCUAAACAAGAUGAAGGUUCGUCGCCAUUGAACAGGUCUGCCAAUCCUACAGCUAUCAUUGGGGGUAGUACUGAUUGUGGUGAUCCAGAUGCCAGUACUUCUAAAAGAUUCUUAAAAGCGCCAGUGGAUGGAACCGAGGACAACCCUGGAUCUCUUAACCCAUUUAACUUGCAGCCGUUUGAUGAUGAUGCUCCUAAUGUACCUGAAUCAUAUACUUUGAUCACGGAGUCUAAGUUUCAGGUAUCUGUGGAAGUUUUCUUUAAUGUCUUACUCUCUGAUGGCGCCCUUGGCUUUCUGGAUGAUCUCCACAAAAAGUGUGGUGACAAAGAAUUUCGUUGUUCCAAUUGGCGUUUGGAUGAGCAAGGAGGACUUGUAAGAGAUGUCUCAUUCUUGCACCCAAUUAAAAUUUAUCUUGGUGCAAAAUUUGGGACAUGUCAGGAGGUUCAGAAGCUUCGUCUGUACAGAAACAGUCAUGUUGUGAUUCAGACAUCUCAAGAAAUUGGUGAUGCACCAUACGGGGACCAUUUCAUUGUUGAGGGAAUCUGGGAUGUUGAACAAGACAGCCUAGAUGAGAACAGUUGCCACCUCAGGGUAUAUACUAAUGUAGCGUUCUCGAAGAGGACCAUUUUUAGAGGGAAAAUAGAGCAAUCAACGAAGGAUGAAUGUCGUGAGGUUUUUGGUCUCUGGAUCAAGCUUGCCCAUGAUAUUUUGAAGCAGGAUGGCAUCUCUCGGAAAGGAGCCUCCAUCUCCAUGAACGCUGAUGUUGAAUCAGGGCCUAGUCUGAACAUUGAAGGUCCUUUGGAAAAUACAGUCGCAUACAUGGCUUCGGCACCAUAUGAUUCUGGUUUGAGUAGCCUUGUUCCUCCCAUUGAACAUCGUCAACAAAGCGUAGGCACUUUGGCAUCCACUUCACAAGAAUUCUGGGGCUCACUCGCCUCAUAUAUGAGGUCCAGUCAAUUUGGUCCGGUUUUAGGAGUGAUGCUGGUGGCCAUCGUUAUCUUAAUGCAGGUAACAAUCAUCGUUCUGCUCAGUAGACCCCCCAAGGUCCUCAUGGUCAGUCCCGAAGCUUCUGUGAGCAGCUUGGGUUCAUAUAGCAAGGAGAGCAUAGAGUGGUUGCAGAAGCGAGUGAGCUUACUCAGCGAGGAGAUGCACAUGGCGGAGGCGCACAUGGAGAAGAUGCGCCACGAGUUUGCAUGGCUCAAGUCUCACCUUGAAAGACUGGAGAGGUUGAGGAGCAGCUCAUGACCGGCCAAGGUGAAUACGGACGUUGGUUGCAUGAUGAAGAAUGUCUGUUGUGUGUAGAGACCGUACAGUUACAUGAGUACAGGGCGAGACAUGUCUGUUGUUGUGUGUUAGUCCUGGUAUAGCAUUGGUGAGGUACUGAGGUGUAUAUAUAUCCGGACUGCGCCCCGCUGUGCCCGGGUGCAAGGUGGUGUAUGUAUAAGGCCUUGUACAAUGGGAGAUGCUUAGAGAAAUAAACCAGACUUUCUUUAAGCACUGGUGCUUAUUUGUACAGGGUAGACGCUUAACUAAGCGUCUCUUCUGUAGAAAUAGGCACCGGUGCUUCAGAAAAUCUCGGUUUAUUUUUCUAAGCACCCCUCUAAGCAUCUCCUAUUGUAUAAGGCCUAAGACGGCACGGCAGGAUGGGGAUGGUGGUGUGCAACAAGGAACGCUGGUGACCAAAGGUAUUCAAUUUUCUAACUGCCUCUUCUCUUCUCUCCUAUCUCUGCUACUCCUACAUAAAGGCACCCCGCUUGGAAUGUCUGAAAUUUUACAA
Triticum dicoccoides is the source of this 2505-nucleotide messenger RNA. Its product is annotated as protein VASCULAR ASSOCIATED DEATH 1, chloroplastic-like. NCBI's taxonomy places the organism in Eukaryota, Viridiplantae, Streptophyta, Magnoliopsida, Poales, Poaceae. The coding region runs from base 96 to 1973 and encodes 625 amino acids. The transcript has 18 exons. Gene Ontology annotation, biological process: negative regulation of programmed cell death. The record is from RefSeq and is a predicted model, not a curated record.